AUGCGGGUUCGGGAUGACGAUAAUCUCAAAGUUCUCGCCCUUUUUGCCAAAUGUACGGAAUGUCGAUGCACAGGGUUUCGUCCAAUCCUCGACGACGAUCAGAUGGAGGAGGAUGGAGGAUUGUUCCUAGUAGACUUCAAACUUGUCCGUAAUGUAGACGCCGAUGCACUGUGCAGGGGUUGCAGCCACUCUAUAGAUGCGCAUGCUGCUCAUUCUGUUCGACCCACUAAAGCAGACCAAGAAAAGCUAAUACAAUUAGCAAACGACACUCACGACUUGCAUAGCCUAAUGUCCACAACAGAAGACACAGACGAAUUACAUAUACUCUACCAAAUUUUUCAACUAUUUCUCAGCGCACUGAAAAAGUGGAACACUAGUAUAGAUGUACCGUUUGGAUCUCCCAAGUUUGAAAGUAGUUCAGCAUACAACAUUGUAACGAACUUUGCUGCUGCUUCAGAGUCUACGGACUUUAUUGACUAUUUUUCAGAUGCACAUGCUGCUCAUUCUGUUCGACCCACUAAAGCAGACCAAGAAAAGCUAAUACAGUUAGCAAACGACACUCAUGACUUGCAUAGCCGAAUGUCCACAACAGAAGACACAGACGAAUUACAUAUACUCUAUCAAAUUUUUCAACUAUUUCUCAGCGCACUGAAAAAGUGGAACACUAGUAUAGAUGUACCGUUUGGAUCUCCCAAGUUUGAAAGUAGUUCAGCAUACAACAUUGUUACAAACUUUGCUUCUGCUUCGGAGUCUACGGAGUUUAUUGAUACAAAGGAAAUACAACAUAAUCUUCACCUUUCUUCUAAAUUGCUGUCACUAAUGAACACGUGGAAAAUUCCUUCUCCAACAGUUUACCAUGAGAUUGUACCAAAAAUUGAUCGCGUGCAAUAUCGUCUCUUCUAUUCGCGCUGGAUGUACUAUGUCAUAUUACCACAGCAAUUCAAGUCCCUAAAACAGUAUGAGGCCGUUGAAAUAUUUGGCCAGAAAGGACUGCAAUUAUAUCUAAAGUUCGCUUUGAGUCAAGUGGAACGUGGCGAAUUUCAGUGUGGAAGUAAAUCGACUGCUUGCGAUUUGCUUCCCUUCAUGGCAUCCAUCUUGAGCUAUCUUGAGAAUCCAUCGAAAACCAUCGCGAAGUUUACGAUGCUUCCCAAUGGAGUAGAUCCACCGAAGUUCACCCGCCACAGCGAAAGAGAAGUAUCUUGUGAUUCUGUCUCCGAUUCCCGAGAUGAAGAUAAAAUGUCAAGAGUAAGAACGAAGGUUGGUUGAU
This is a messenger RNA of Strongylus vulgaris, 1267 nucleotides long. NCBI's taxonomy places the organism in Eukaryota, Metazoa, Nematoda, Chromadorea, Rhabditida, Strongylidae. The record is from the annotation of a GenBank genome assembly.